AAAAUUAAUAAAUUAAUGAUUACACCAUAGAAGUUUCUGGAUGGAAGCGAAGUCAAGCCCUAGUUUUUAAAGCGAAGAAGCCCUAAUUUGUCAGAUCUCCACCGCUCUGCAAUUUAUCUCCAGUAAAGAGCUGUUCGGUUGGUGUGGAAAGUUCUGAUUUUGGGCCUUUGAGCUAGGCAUUCCGUUUCCAGAUUGACUGUUCCAGUUCAUAUAAGAUGUACAUUUGGCCAUCAUCAUACCAAAAUGCAGGAAUUGAGCUGGUUUUUAUAUACAAAUGGACUGCAAGAAGUUUAUCCAGUUGGUUGAGGAGAAGAAGAAGAGAGCUUUGGAGAGGAAAGAAGCCCCUCUAAAAUGGGAGCAGAAGCUAGAAGCUGCUGCAAAGGCAAAGGCUGAUGCUGAAGCCAAGGAAAAGAAAAAGGCUGCAAAGCAUAAAAGAUCUGUGUCUGAUUCUGACACUGACAGUGAUAGUGAUAGCAGUGAUGGGGGUAGAAGGAGUAGAAGAAGAGGCCACAAGAAGCACAGAAGGCAUGCCCACACUGAUUCAGGUGACAAUGAGAAGCGGAGGGAGAAGAAAUCGAAAAGAAAGCCAAAGCGACGAUCCUCAAGCACAAGUGAUGAUGGCAGUGAUGAAUAUGAUAGUGGAUCUGAAGAAGAGAGAAAGAGAAAGCGAAGCCAUAGAAGACACAGGCAUAACAAUUCAAGGUCAGAUUCUGAGAGUGAAUAUGAAGAGAGGAAGAAGCGGAACCAUAAAAGACACAGACAUAAUGAUUCUGGUUCAGAUUCUGAUGCAUCUGAUUCUUCUUCUGAGGAUGAUAGAAUCCGAAGGAGAAGUCAUGCAAAGCAUCAUAAACGUCACCGAUGUUCGCACAGUGUGGACUCAAAAUCAUCCGAUUCCGAUGGCAGCAGGCAUGACCGGAGAAGCAGAUCUUUAGGAAGGUCAUCAGAUGAGAACUACGGAGAAGCAGAUAAACAAACAAGGCACAAAAGCUGCCGGCAUCAUCACCACCGUCAUCACAAACAUCGGCACAAUCACUCAGAUGAGGGUAACCAUCACCAUCGCAUGGAUGAAGACAGAGUUCUACACACCGACUCAGAUGACAAGAAAAUUCAGUUGCUGUCCAAUUCGGCCGAGUCCAAUUGAUAGUACCAAGUAGAAACCAGAGACACAGGCAAAAACACUAAUGCUGCUUCUGAAUGUUGAUCAAUAGGAUUAUUCAUUUUCUUGGCACAUUAUGUUACUGGAUUUUUUUCCUUUAUCUUAAAACUUUGGUUUGGAUUUAGUAUUGAUAUGAUUUUUACCGUCA
Mangifera indica (mango) is the source of this 1304-nucleotide messenger RNA. Its product is annotated as sarcoplasmic reticulum histidine-rich calcium-binding protein. Bases 275 to 1141 code for a protein of 288 amino acids. The transcript is spliced from 3 exons. The record is from RefSeq and is a predicted model, not a curated record. NCBI's taxonomy places the organism in Eukaryota, Viridiplantae, Streptophyta, Magnoliopsida, Sapindales, Anacardiaceae.